Molecule: messenger RNA, 1914 nt
Organism: Lactuca sativa (garden lettuce)
Lineage: Eukaryota; Viridiplantae; Streptophyta; Magnoliopsida; Asterales; Asteraceae
Source: RefSeq, a predicted model, not a curated record
AUGGCCAUGUUGAAAAAUAUGGAUAGGAGGAUGAGCAAAAUGGACCAAACGAUACAUGCUAUACGGGUGGGGUGUGAAAACUGCAAUGGGCCUCAUCUUACUAGAGACUGCAACUUGGAUGAAAAUGGCAACAAGAAGGUGCAAGUUUGUUACUCAAGUGGGGACCGAUAUGAUGAACAUUGGCGAAAACCAAAGAAAGAGUGGAUCCCUUAUGAAGAGUACAAGAAGGCUGAGGAGGAGAAGUUCAGGCAGAAAGGAAGAGGUUUUUCCCAAAAGGAGGAGCCAGCACAAGAAAGAAAACCAAGUUUGGAAGAAAUGCUUACCAAAUUUGUAGUUGCUUCAGAAAUGAGACAUAGUGAUCAUGAUGCUGCAAUUCAAGAAACAAGGACAAUGCUUAGAAACCAGCAAGCAUCUAUCCACAACAUAGAAACGCAGCUAGGGCAACUUGCUCAACAAAUCAACCAAAGAUCAUCGGGCGAAUUUCCUAGUAAAACUGAAAAUAACCCACGAGGAACACAUAUAAACAUAGUCACAACAAGAAGUGGGAAGAUAAUCACUCCUCUGGCCCCUAUUCAGAAUGAAGCACCUAAAGAAUUGCAGAAGGAGGAUGCAAAAACUCUAGACCAAAAUCCAAACCUUCAAUCUGCAGAGCCUCCUCGCCGAGUCCAGAAUAUGGACUCGACGAGUCCACUUCAAAACCCGAAAGAGCGGAUUCUUGAAAAGCCAUUUCUGCCUCCAUUGCCAUAUCCAACCAGAGCUAGGAGUGAAAAGCAGGAAGAGGAGUACCAUAAGUUUCUUGAUCAUAUCAAAGCUCUUCAAAUCAACAUACCCUUCAUCGAAGUUGUCGCACAAAUGCUAAAAUAUGCAAAAUUCCUUAAGGAACUUCUCACGAAUAGAAGAAAGAUGGAGGAAGUGAAAAAGGUAGUUCUUAAUGAGAACUUCUCAGCUGCCAUGCUAAAUCAACUACCAAAGAAGAAGGGUGACCCGGGGAGCUUGACUUUGCCUUGCCAAUUUGGUAACUUGGCUACUAUUCAUGCUUUGGCCGAUUCGGGAGCAAGUGUGAACCUCAUGCCAUAUUCAUUCUUCAAGAAGCUGGAUCUCCCGGAACCAAGGCCAAUUCGUAUGGCGAUUCACUUGGCAAACAAGACAGUCACUUUUCCAAGAGGCUUAUGUGAAGACUUAUUGGUCAAGGUGGACAAGUUUGUAUUACCCAAAGAUUUCAUAAUUCUAGACAUGGAGGCGGAUCCUCAAGUCCCGAUCAUCCUUGGAAGACCUUUCCUCAACACUGCAAGUGCUAUAGUAGACAUGAGGGACUCGAAGCUUACUUUACGGGUAACAGACGACUCAGUCACUUUUGGGGUUGAUCAAGCAAUGAAGUAUGCAAGGAAUAGUGAUGACAUGGUGUUCUCAAUUGACAUGCUUGAUGAAUUAAUGGAGGAGUGCGAAAGUGAAGAUCCCAACAAGUCCACCGUUUUUGAUAAAGAAUUUGAUGCUGAAAAAGACUUAAUGGAGAUCGAGAGGCUGCUGGAAGAAGCUGAGUUUGAAGAAUUAAUGAAACAAUUUGACAGAUCAACUCGCCGAGUAGGGCCGAUCUACUCGUCGAGUCUAAGCGAAGAAAAAAUGGAAUUCGUGAAUUCAGCUGCCAACUCGCCGAGUCCCUUACCUGCACUUGGCGAGUACAACCAACAGAACCCAAAAACUGAGCUCAAAACGUUACCAGAACAUUUGGAGUAUGCUUUCCUUGAAGAUGGCCGACAAAAGACAGUUAUCAUAGCCUCUGACCUUUCCGAAUCUGAAAAAGAAGAACUAGUUCAAGUUUUGAAGAAGCGAAACUGGGCCAUAGCAUGGAGCAUUACCGACAUCAACGGAAUGAGCCCCUCUUAUUGUUCUCACAAGAUUAAUCUGGAAGAAUGA